Thermothielavioides terrestris NRRL 8126 is the source of this 1249-nucleotide messenger RNA. RefSeq lists its product as uncharacterized. The transcript is spliced from 3 exons. The record is from RefSeq and is a predicted model, not a curated record. The coding region runs from base 258 to 1217 and encodes 319 amino acids. NCBI's taxonomy places the organism in Eukaryota, Fungi, Ascomycota, Sordariomycetes, Sordariales, Chaetomiaceae.
CGCCCCGACAACCCGAGCGUGACGACCGAAUGACGCGACUUGCACGUCCACUGCGGGACACGUGCUUGUGCCUGAGCUGAGCUGACCGGGUCUGUUUUUCAGAGGUCGACCGCGCCAUCGACAACCUCGUGAAGAGCGGGAAGAUGUUCGGAAUUCCUGGGGCCCGUCGUGAGUCCCUACCUUUUCCCGGCCCCGCCAGACUGUACCCAGCUUUCGACGGACGCCCGCCCGCAGGUCCCGGUCCCCGCCCCCACUCGAUGGCCGACUUUGGUGACGCGCGCGGCCCGCACCCGUCCUCCAACUUGCAGAACUUCUACGCCUCUCAGCGGCACCAGUCCUCGCGCGGCUCGAGCGAGGCGGAACAGAUGAUGCAGGCCAAGAGGAGAAUGGCCGCUCAGCGGGAGCGAGAGCUUCGGAACUACCAUCAAGAGCAGCAAUACAACCGAACCGUCCUCGCCGAGAUGUCUUACGGCGCCAAUAAGCCCGAUCGCACCAUAAGCCCCGGCGGCAUGUCCGAAGAGGAUCGCCGGAAGCUCAUCGCCCAGCAGCGUAGUGCCCUGUAUGGCGAGGGUCCGUUUGGCGAAGCCGGCGGUUACGUCGACGAGACCGGUGCUCCGCGACCUGGCCUGCGCGGCCACUCGCCGCUGGCGUACGAAUACGGCCGUGCCCCGCCCGUCCAUCCGGAUGCCGGUCCGCAACCCUCCGCCGAAGCCGGCCCGGGAUCCCAGUCCGCCGGACCCAACGAGCCGUCGCGCGCCAACAGCACCUCCAGCCCGCAGUCCAAUUCCGCCGGCGGCAAAGGCAUGUUCGACUCGCCCGCAGCAGUGGCCCAGCAGUCGAGCCGCACCAGCGCCUCGUCGCCGGGCGGCUCGCCGCCGCGGCACCAGGGCGCCCCGGGCAGCAACACCAGCACCAGCAAGCCCGCGCAGAGCUCCGUCGCGCCCAUCGGCACGCGUCCGUCCGUCUCUAGCGGGCCCGCGAACGCCGCCCUGAACAAGCGCUCCACCACCCCGCUGCCGUCGCCGUUGAGCCAAGGCUACACCGCGUCGGGCAGCAACGCGGAGGGCGCCGGCGCCCCGACCAGCGGCGCACCCGCCGCCAACCCGUCGUCGGCCCCUGCGGAGGGCCCCAGCGUCGGCCUCUCGGGCUGGGGCGCCCGUCCCAACGGCUGGGGCAGCAAGUCUGGCCUUGGCGUUCAGGCGAGCGUUUGGGGCUAACGGUAUUUCUCACCUCGACUGCUUUUGCUUUG